AUGCCCAUGGACAUCAAGGCGCCGCGUAAAGUCGACGGCAACCUCAAAGCGACCGGCAAGGCCAUCUACGCGGACGACAUCGUCCUCCCCGGGAUGCUCCACGCCAAGAUUCUUCGGAGUCCCCACGCCCACGCUCGAAUCCUCUCGAUCGAUACGUCGAAGGCCGAGGCACUCCCCGGCGUGAAGGGCGUCGUCGUCGGCGCGAGAUGCCCACGCGUUACGGCAUCAUUCCUUGGACGCCGGAUGAACAAGCGCUCGCUGAAGACAAAGCACGUUACGUCGGCGAUGGCGUUGCGGCCGUGGCUGCGCUCGACGAAGACACCCGCGCAAGAACGCGAACUCGUCAUCCACGAUUACAACCCGCGCCAGGUCGAGAAGAAGGGCAACAUCAGCAAGCGCGUCAAUCUUGCGUUUGGUGAUCUCGACCAGGCCUUCGCCGAUGCGGACGUCGUCGUUGAGGGACGAUGGACCGAAGAGCCGAUGCAAGGAGGCCAAAAAGGCAUCCUCACCCUGACCUCGUCGACGCAGGUGCCGCACUAUCUGCACCGCGAACUCGCGAAGGUGCUCGAACUCGAACAGUCACAAAUUCGGAUUGUGCAGCCGGCACUCGGUGCUGGCGAUGAAAACCGGCCGACGGUGAAGCUGCUCUACACGCGCGAGGAAGUUUUUUAUUCGCAUCGCGGUCGGCAUCCGAUGUUGAUGACCUUCACCACCGGCGCGACGAAGGACGGCAAACUCACCGGCGUUCGUUCGAAGAUUCUGAUCGACGGUGCCUUGCUGCGGUCGAAACGGGGGCACGGAAGCGUGCAGCCCCGGUUUGGCUUCGAGGUUCAACUCGACGAACUCGCCGAGCGCCUGGAGAUGGAUCCGAUCGAAUUGCGUCGGGCUAAUUUCAUCGGCGAAGAGGUCGACACGGUUAACGGCCAACGCAUUACAUCGAAUGGAUUUCUGCAGUGUCUCGAUGCGGUCGAGAAGGCGUCGGGCUGGAAAGAGCGCUACGGAAAACUUCCUCGCGGGCGUGGUCUCGGCAUCGCCGGCUCGAUGUAUAUCAGCGGCACGGCCUACCCGAUUUAUCCGAACGAGAUGCCGCAAAGCGCGGUGAUGGUUCGUGUCGAUCGCAGUGGGGUGAUCGCCGUGCACUGUGGUGGCUCAGACAUCGGUCAGGGCUCCGACUCGAUGCUCCAGUACAUCGCUGCCGAAGAGCUCGGUGCGCCGCUGCACGCGGUGCGCGUCUUCUCAUCGGACACGGAUCUCACGCCGGUCGAUCUCGGGGCGUACUCCAGUCGUGGCACGUUCAUGAUCGGCAACGCCGCGGUCCAAGCCUGUCGAAAGAUGAAGGCGCACAUCCAGGAGGCCGUGGGUGAAGCGUGGGAGGUCUCGGCGAAGGAAGUCGAACUCGCCGGCGGCUUCGCCAUGUGGACGAAGGACACGUCGAAGUCCUUGCCGAUCGUCGAGGCGUAUCAUCUCGCCGAAGCCAAGUUCGGAUCCCUCGCGACGACGGGAAGUUAUCGCACCGAAAAACUCGGCGGUGACUAUCGCGGCGGCACCAUCGGCGCUUCGCCGGGCGUACUCCUUCACGGCACACGUCGUCGAAGUCGAGGUCGAUGA
This is a messenger RNA of Nerophis lumbriciformis (worm pipefish), 1608 nucleotides long. The record is from RefSeq and is a predicted model, not a curated record. NCBI's taxonomy places the organism in Eukaryota, Metazoa, Chordata, Actinopteri, Syngnathiformes, Syngnathidae.